This is a messenger RNA of Paraphaeosphaeria sporulosa, 1074 nucleotides long. RefSeq lists its product as uncharacterized. Bases 1 to 1074 code for a protein of 357 amino acids. Lineage: Eukaryota; Fungi; Ascomycota; Dothideomycetes; Pleosporales; Didymosphaeriaceae. The transcript is spliced from 3 exons. The record is from RefSeq and is a predicted model, not a curated record.
AUGGAGGACUGGAGCGAGGAAUAUCGCGACUACGCGCAAGGAGAAUAUUACAGCGACCCGAGUCCUUUCCACAUCUCAACCAAGCUCAUCGAAGGUUGCUCUGUGUGCGAUAAGGGCGGCUUGCUUCGCUGCGAUGCAUGCUACGUAGUGCACUACUGUCGUCGCAUACACCAGUAUGCACAUCGUAAGCAACAUAAGUCAGUGUGCACCAAGAUCAAAAAGGCGCAACAGGCAAAGCUUCGUGCAGGUCCAGACGGUGCGCAGGACUGGGCUCACCCUCUCGAGGACCGGUGGCCACAUCGUUUGUGGAUUAUUCAUCCGAUGCGCCAGUACCUGACCGCCCGUUUUGCUGUGGUAAAACUUCAAAUGAAACUAAACACGCGGACGGCAGUGCAGACAGCCUUGAAAAACAUCUUGGAUAUGCUAAACGAACGCCGCCAAGAUGAUUUCUAUCUGCGGGACCUUGCACCAGGCCUUUUCCUCCGCUUAGGCUGCGAUCAGGAGUGUUACGACUUUGUCAAGUGGUGGACGUGCCGCUUCGAUCCAAGAAAGACUGACAUGGACACGCCCUAUGUGGACAUCAAAGACGCAGAUAUGUUCGAAGCCCCCGAUAUCUUCAUGGAAGAUACGCGGCCACACGUCGUGCCGCUCCUCGCCGUCAUGUUACUUAAGAUUCGUCUGUUGAUCAACCUAACCGAAUUGCAGCGCGUGAAGCGGGAAGCAGGGCCAUAUGUUCCACAGGAAAUCCAAGAUUUGAUAACAAUUCAUGUUGUAAGUCCUGUGGUCGCUGCGAAGGGAGAAAGCUUCCAGCGGGAAAACCUCGUGCCGCCAAUACAUGACCUAAAACGCCAAAUUCGAAGACUGUACGAUGCAGUGCAUAAGGCAAACAAGUACAUAUGGCUGGCUAUGGUGAGACCCGGCAAUCAUCUCACGGCCAUGCCUUGGUACUCGGGCACGGGCACCAUCCAGGAAAUGCAAACCAAGUUACCAUACAUUUAUAAUGCGUGGUCCGAAUCUACUGGUGCGAUUGGGGUGAUUGAGGAAUUGCAGAAAGAAACGCGAAGUUGUGAGUGA